Molecule: messenger RNA, 2175 nt
Organism: Sphaeroforma arctica JP610
Lineage: Eukaryota; Ichthyosporea; Ichthyophonida
Exons: 2
Coding region: 97-2109 (670 amino acids)
Biological process (GO): regulation of transcription by RNA polymerase II
Cellular component (GO): nucleus
Molecular function (GO): DNA-binding transcription factor activity, RNA polymerase II-specific; RNA polymerase II cis-regulatory region sequence-specific DNA binding
Source: RefSeq, a predicted model, not a curated record
UUUGAAAGUCAGAAACUGACGAUACGAGAUAUCUCAUCUCUGUUUCUCUCAACUUGAAAGCACCUGUUUGUUUGCACGAUAAGAAGGCCGGAGACUAUGUCGUCUGUCUCGCCACCAAGUCUGACAAGCAAAAUCUGCUGCGUGUGCAAUGAACCGGCUGAAUGUCAGUGUCCUUGUGGGUCGAAGCGGUUCUAUUGCUCGACAGAGUGCCAGUAUUCUGACAACGCAUCCGGUCUUUGCACACAGUCGUAUCACUGGAAUGAGGUGCACCGAUACGAUCCCGUGCAUUGUGGUCGUUCACAAGAUAGCAAGGAAGAAUAUGGAUCACCUCAAAACGAGGCAUACGUACAACCGAAUGAGUCGCGCGACAAUCUAGAAGGGCAAACCUAUCAAAGAGGUAGUGAUUUAGACGAGCCGAGUGUACUGCAACAGAAGUUGGCUGCUAUCGCACGAAAUCGGAAUGGCGAGAGAGAUAUGAGUUCGGAGCCAGGCAGAGGCUCAGACACAGAACGGCUGCAGCAAGACAAUGUAGGUGACAGUAUAGCGGAUACUCAGGCGGCUACUGACAAAACACGAAGAAACGUGCAUGAACAAACAGAUCGGGAGAUGUUCCUAUCUGAUAAAGAGGAAGAGAUUGCACCUGGUGACGAAACUUCGGAUGGUCCACCAGACUUGAUAGAUUUUGACGGAGCUUAUACGUCUGCUACCGUCAUGCGGCGGCGCGAGGACGGUUUGGCAUCACCUAUGAGCGACGCCGACCGACGUACCCAGCUGCCGAAAGAGAAUAGCGACAAUCGAUUGAGUGAGAGUUCAAGACACAAGCACGUCAAAGGCGCGGAGCACUGGGUCAUGAGUACUUGGACAUGCUGUGGUAAGACGCAUAAAACUGGGCCGCAGAUUAUUAGCCACGCGGUCUCGCACGCGACAAAUUGGGCGCCAAUGGCAGAAGCGAGGGAUGGGCUCACUAGGAAGGAACGUGGCAAUAACAUUGCACAAACACGGUUGCUGAGCAAACUAAAAACUGAUCUGGUGGGGGCUGAGGCGGACGGUGUGCACACAGCCAAUGUCGCGGGUGGGAGGUCCCGGAAGGCCAGGCGUGCAUACAGGUAUAAUGUGGCACCGAGGAGCCGUUUAAUUAGCACGAAUGAUGUGGAUGGGCAAACGAAUCACAUAGUGGCCGAAACGAAUCACACAGUGGCUGAAACGAACGCCGGUGCAGUGGACCACGCAAACGACAAUGAAGAUACCGCCAGGAGCUUGCGCAACGGUCGCAUACACUCAAAUUCGGAUGUUGUGGUGAAUGAUGCGGAGGAACCUCUGUCGAGUCGACCGGGAAGUCCACAACUAGUGUCCUUGCUUAAACAUAGUUGUUCGAAUACUGGAUGCGAGAAGAAAUUCGGCACCAUGUCCGACUUGAAGAUUCAUUCUCGCGUGUGCGAUUUUGCGGAAGCUGACGAGAGACCGAAUAAGAAGAGCGUGAGUGCAAAGCUCGCCUGUAAUAGAUGUAACAGGCUGUUUACGCGACCAGUUAAUCUCAGCCAGCAUGUGAGGUCGUGUGAUGGACUUGGAGCAAGGAAAAUAAAAUCCAAACGAGAUCACAAGCGCGAGAAUCGCUCACGGUCACGGGCACGCAAGCGAGAGAAACGCGCCAACGCGCUGCCGAGCUCGUCCUUGACAAAUGAGGCUGACGGGGAACACAUGAAGGAGGACCAAGAGGAUUCAGAAGACCGAUGGUUUACUGUAGAGCCGUAUUUUUCGGAAGACCAGUAUACAGUGGACGAGCAGGCGUAUGAGAAGGAUUUAGAAGCACUUACCAAGGUUACAAGUAUCAAAGUGACCUCCCCACAGCCCCCCUCGCCUCCACAACCCGUGCAGAGCUACACUACACGGCCCAGCAAUGAAGAGAAGCUCUUGACGGUAUGUAGCUGGCCGAAUUGCGGGAAAACCUUUUCCAGACCGAGCGAUCUUAAGAAACAUUACUAUCGCCACACAGCGAAUUACCCCUUUCCCUGUCCCGUGGAAGGAUGCUCUAUGAGCUAUCAGGCAAGCGGCAGUUUGACGGUUCACCUACGCACACACAAAAUGGAUGCCGAGGGAAGAUACGUGUAGUACAAAUACAAUAAACUGUAACACAUAUAGCAGGACUUGUACUAUUAAAAGAAUAGGCUUCAGAUU